AGGAAUACCUCAGCGCAUAGCAGCGGCCGCAAAAUUAAAACCAAGAAAAAAAGUGCAGAGAACCGAGGAGAAGAGCGUUAGUUUGAUUCGGGGUGGAACCUGGCUGCCGGCCUGCCCGGGGGUGCGGUGGGAGAUGGCCGCCAGUUCGAUCUUGGCCCCGCACCUUACAGCGUGUCUGUGCCGCGGAUGCGGGAGCCCGUCGGAGCGCCUCGUCGGCGGCCGCGACGCCUUCUUCCGGCGGCCAACCCUGUCGACGAGGAGGAGGAGGAUUGCCUGCUAUGCUGGUGAGCCCACCAGACAGAGACCUCCUGGCGACGACGACUCCACUGCUGGGAUUCAGCUCUACUCUCAGAUUGAAAGAAUAAUUACUGAAACAGCAAAGCAGUCUCAAGAUGGAUGGGGUGCUUCUGGAGAUUGGAAUGAAAUUGAGGGUUGUUGGAUUUUGAAACCAAAAAAUGCAAAGCCAACAUCAGUUGUCCAUUUUGUUGGUGGAAUUUUUGUUGGAGCUGCACCUCAGCUAACUUAUCGCUAUUUCCUAGAGCGUCUCUCUGAUAAGGGUGCUUUGGUAGUUGCCACACCUUUUGCUAGUGGUUUUGAUUACUUCUUCAUAGCAGAUGAAGUGCAAUUCAAAUUUGAUAGGUGCCUUCGGUUUUUACAAGACACCGUAAAUGACCUUCCAACAUUUGGUAUUGGUCAUUCUCUGGGAUCUGUUAUCCACCUUCUAAUUGGAUCAAGAUAUGCUAUACAAAGAAGUGGGAAUGUAUUAAUGGCUUUCAACAAUCAGGAAGCAAGCCUAACUAUCCCAUUAUUUUCUCCUGUUAUUGUCCCAAUGGCUCAAAGUUUUGGUCCAUUUCUAUCCCAGCUCACAUCAUCCCCAACAAUUCGCCUCGGGGCAGAAAUGGCUAAGAAGCAACUAGAGAAUCUUAGUCCUCCAUUCAUGAGGCAAGUUAUUCCUUUAGUUGAGCAACUGCCUCCAUUGUAUAUGGAUUUAGUUAAGGGGAGAGAAGAUUUUACUCCAAAACCAGAGGAAACUCGCCGACUGAUAAAGUCUUAUUAUGGUAUUUCGCGGAACCUUUUGAUAAAGUUCAAGGAUGAUAAAAUUGAUGAAACUUCAACAUUGGCGCGAGUCCUAAGCUCAGAAUCUGUCAUAAGCUCACUACUGGAUAUGUCGAUUAGGUCCAUUCCUGGAGAUCAUGGACUUCCUUUGCAACAGGUCUUUCCUGAUGUUCCACCUGCUAUGGCAGAUGCUGUAAAUCGAGGAGGUGAGCUUCUGGUAAAUCUAAGUGCUGGAACACCAUGGGAAGCUGCGGCAAAAGAAGUGGGCAACUCAUUGGGUGUGGACCCGGUGAUCCCACGAGCACAGCUCUCAAAGGAUGUUAAUAUGCUUGUUGACGUAAUCGCAUCAUGGAUGGCUUCAAACUCUGGCCCAAAGCUUCUUCGACCAUGAGCAUAUUUGGAGAUACAGGAGAUGAAAUUGAUGGGGGCGAUGACGGCAUCAAAGAUAAAUAACACAGAUUUAAAUGACACCGGUAGCUGUUGUACAUAUAAUAUAUGUACACUUCCUGUGUGUAAGAUGUAAUCUGUACAUAUUACCGAAAGCCUUCUGUGGCAUGUUUACAGAAUCCAAUGUAACCAUGACCAUAACUGGUCAUCACCAUCAACGCUUGUACAUAUAAUAUAUGUACACUUCAUGUGUGUAAGAUGUAAUCUGUACAUAUUACCGAAAGCCUUCUGUGGCAUCUUUACAGAAUCCAAUGUAACCAUAACCAUAACUGGUCAUCACCAUCAAGGCUUGUUCCAGCAAAUUAUGUGACGGUAAUAAUUGUCUACACCAAAAGAGAAUCUUCUCCACGCCUAUAAUUGUUAUUCCAUGUACUUCA
Molecule: messenger RNA, 1880 nt
Organism: Phoenix dactylifera (date palm)
Lineage: Eukaryota; Viridiplantae; Streptophyta; Magnoliopsida; Arecales; Arecaceae
Source: RefSeq, a predicted model, not a curated record